This is a messenger RNA of Aaosphaeria arxii CBS 175.79, 1081 nucleotides long. RefSeq lists its product as uncharacterized. Lineage: Eukaryota; Fungi; Ascomycota; Dothideomycetes; Pleosporales. The transcript is spliced from 5 exons. Bases 114 to 638 code for a protein of 174 amino acids. The record is from RefSeq and is a predicted model, not a curated record.
CAACUUUCGUUGCUCGUUGAAUUUUGAGCAAAAAUAACAAGGAAUCCACACCGCGACAUUUUCCUGGAAGUUGAAAGGUGGGACGCAAGCUAGACUACGGAGCAGUUCAUAGCAUGGCAACUGGCAUCAGCCUGGACGAUCACAAUGCUUGGGACGACUCUGCUCUGAUUGAUUCUUGGGACGAGGCAGUCGCAGAGUACAAGAAGUAUCACAGCAUUCAAGCGCAAGGCAAGCGCCUGGAAGAUGUGCUGAGUGCGGAAGAACUCCAACGAUUGAGAGAGGAAGGCGAAGAUGUCAUAGAAGAGGCAGAUGGACAGCCAAACAGUGUCGAUCAACGCAGCAAUGCGGACUUCAACGAUCCCGAAACCGCUGACCUGCGUGCCAACGGUAAACCCGGCAGAAGUUUUGAUAAGGUCUCGGAACAGGAAGCAGCAGAUCCGGCAAACCAAGAAACGUCAAGCAAAGUAGAAACAGACCGACAGCACACAGACAUUGCUGCUUCCAUGGCCUCUAUGCCACAGGCUAUGCUCGGAACAGUCAAGGAUGAAAAUCUCAAGAAUUUGAUGAUGUCUUGGUACUAUGCCGGCUACUACACAGGUCUUUACACAGGUCAACAGACAAGUGCAUCUAAAGAAUAGGAACUUUGAGAAUGGCAGUACUAUGGAUUGAGAAGAUACAUAUUUCGUAGCGUUGAGGGACAUCAAAGCAGCAUUAUCGACAAUUCUAAUAAUUGUCAAAGAAGAUAAGUCAAAAGUCAUGGGGGACGAGUCACGACCGCAUUUUGGUGGGCUAGACCAAUGAGCGGUAAGCAUUUUCUUUGGGCGAAAUGUUUGUGUAUUACUGUGAUACGGGAUGCUGACUAGAACAGCGUUCGCGGCUCGGCGACGUUAGAACUUUUGAAGAAAAAGAAGUGCUCGGAUAGCCAGAGCCGUUAUUAUCUUUUCAUGCAGAUGACUUCUCCCUUUCACAGGCCCUUUUCAGGCUUCUCCGACCAAACCCUGGGCGAGGUGGUCGCUGAUUGGGUAGCCUAAGCCAGUUGCGGAGAGGCGAAACAGAUGCGCGACAGGAUGCGACGGUCUUC